Molecule: messenger RNA, 681 nt
Organism: Sporisorium graminicola
Lineage: Eukaryota; Fungi; Basidiomycota; Ustilaginomycetes; Ustilaginales; Ustilaginaceae
Exons: 2
Coding region: 1-681 (226 amino acids)
Source: RefSeq, a predicted model, not a curated record
AUGUUCCACGCAUCCAGCACCCGACUCAACGCCGCCGGUCUCGCACCAGAGCACUCGAAGCUGCUUCCAGAGCGACAGGCCAAGGACGACGAAGCUCACCUUCUUCAACUUCUUCACCAACUCUACACAUCCGUCACGCCCAGCGAUGAAUGCUUCUCGCUCUUUGCAAACGAGGCCAUCCUUACGCUUCCCACGGGUGACGUAGUCGUUGGACCCAACGGCAUCAAGUCGAAGUUCACCGAUAUCCUUGCACCUUUCCCGCAACGCACUUUGCGUCAGCGUCUGCUGGUCACCCCCGAGUCGCUGCCCCUCCGCACCAUUGUGCUCGACCACAUGCUCAGUCUCUCUUCGGACGACGGUCAGACGGUCAAGAACGUCCACUCGCUCGUCGUAAUCAAGCGCAAGGCUCAGGACGGCAAGAUCACCUCGCUCGUCGAAGAAGAAGGCCACCGCAAGGCAACUGCCCCGCUCGCUGCAAGGGCGGCGGCUGCCAACAGCUUCUACUCACCCACCGACGCUCAAUUGAGCCCAGUGACGUCCAAGCUCAACUUGGCAAAGAAGAAGCACCACAUGAAGGCCAAGCCUACCGCACUGUUUGCCAACAGGUCUGGGUUGAGGCAAGCCAUCAUUCCUGGCUCGCCGGCUCAUAGCACGGGAACCAACGCCGACAUGGAGUUUUGA